CUUUUUACUAAGGGUUAGCCAAUCAUUCAUUCCACCACGAAACUUUUCUUCUUCUCAAACUAGUUUUUCAGAAUUUCUAGGGUUUUUGAAAUUGGGGAAAAAAUGGAUCCCAAAUCCAGUGAUGUCGAUACGGUUGAGCCCGAGGUGAUGGACGCAGAUCUCUCUUUGAAACGCAAGGCCGAAACGAUUGAGCCGGCGGAUUCCGAUGAAGGAUGCGAGGAAGAGGAGAGAAACAGUGAAAGCGAUGACCAGGUUUGGGGUUUCGAUAGUUUCGAAGGCUCAGACUACGAGUCGCCUGAUGAGCCUCCUGAGGAUGAUGAGGAAUUGGAGUUUCGUCGAUACACGCGCUAUUACCACGAGAGCAAGGGUUUCAAAGUGGAUAAGCUUCCUAAACAUGUUUGUUACGGAAUACGCCCUCUCGAUCUGGAUGCCCCCUUCUUCAAGCCAAACAUGACGGGGCGUGACUACAUGGAGAUUAUGGCCAAUGUGGCUAUUGACAAAUACAACCAAGUAGAGAAUAAGACGUUAAAGCUUGAUCAUAUCGUGAGGGUGACGGUGCAAUUGAGCUAUGGAUACAAAGCUUAUAUUACAUUCAUGGCUAAGGAAUCUCCUCAUGGAGAGCUUGUGGAGUAUCAAGCUAAGGCUGAGCGCAAGGCAUGGCAAAGAAACAUUCACCCCAUCUUUUGCAGACCAGCUCGCUCUGGUGCUUGAUUUUUUCUUCCUAAUUAAUUGGAUGGGUUGAUGGUGUCCUUGGGCGUUCCCAAUGCCCAGACCAGGAAGACUAAGUAGUUACCGAUUUUAUCUCUUUUUCAAUGCCCUAUGUACUCAAGCUUUUAUGAUCAGAACUCGAUUUAUGUUGUUUGUAGUGGGGGUUGGGUUAAAUUAUUUUAAAAGGAGUUAGACCUUCUAUGGCAAUUCAUACUCCGUUUCAGAUCCCACUAUUGUAUCCAAGUUGUUGGUUAAUUGCUAAUCUCAUCAAUUUCUUCACUUAUAGUUA
Messenger RNA from Arabidopsis thaliana (thale cress), 997 nucleotides. RefSeq names its product Cystatin/monellin superfamily protein. Lineage: Eukaryota; Viridiplantae; Streptophyta; Magnoliopsida; Brassicales; Brassicaceae. Gene Ontology annotation, molecular function: cysteine-type endopeptidase inhibitor activity. The record is from RefSeq and is marked reviewed. The transcript has 4 exons. Bases 103 to 711 code for a protein of 202 amino acids.